UCUAAAACGUAUUAAUACAAUUUCAUCAAUUCAAAUUCAUUUUCGAUUAAAUUCUGUUGAUUUUUUUUUGUGAAAUUAAAAGUAUAUAAUACUACAAAAUGAGUUCACGUGGACGAUCACGUGCACGUUCCGGUUUUCGUGGUAUGGCCAGUUCUUCUGGUCAACCAUCACAACGAGAACAAUUAGAAUCUAAAGAAGAAGAAACUCGUUCACGAAUGUCUGAAUUAUCAAUUCAAGAACAAAGUGAUAGAACCAUACAAGAACUUCAAUCGACAAGAAUCUCUUCAGUUGUUUCUGGUGAAGAAAAAGAUGAUUAUCGCUCCAGUAGUCGACGCGAUGAUGAACGUGAACGAAGUUAUGGUGAACGUGGUACCGGACGUGGAAGUGGAUAUGGCGAACGAGAAAGCUAUGGUGAACGGGGUACCGGACGCGGAGCUGGAUACGGCGACCGUGGUGGCGAACGCGAAAGCUAUGGUGAACGAGGUACCGGACGCGGAGCUGGAUACGGCGACCGUGGUGGCGAACGCGAAAGCUAUGGUGAACGAGGUACCGGACGCGGAGCUGGAUACGGCGACCGUGGUGGCGAACGCGAAAGCUAUGGUGAACGAGGUACCGGACGCGGAGCUGGAUACGGCGACCGUGGUGGCGAACGCGAAAGCUAUGGUGAACGGGGUACCGGACGCGGAGCUGGAUACGGCGACCGUGGUGGCGAACGCGAAAGCUAUGGUGAACGAGGUACCGGACGCGGAGCUGGAUACGGCGACCGUGGUGGCGAACGCGAAAGCUAUGGUGAACGGGGUACCGGACGCGGAGCUGGAUACGGCGACCGUGGUGGCGAACGCGAAAGCUAUGGUGAACGAGGUACCGGACGCGGAAGUGGAUAUGGCAGCCGUGGUGGCGAACGCGAAAGAAGUGGAUAUAGUGACCGUGGAAGAAUUGGUUCCGGUACUCGUGGUAUAAGCAGUGGUGCUGGUGGUGAUCGUAUGGCACCGCGAAACUUUACAUCAUAUCCGGAAUCCGAAGCGUAUGACAUUGUAUUGCCCAACGAAAUUGAACAUGGCGUCAAAGGACGUAAAAUUGAACUAUUGGCUAAUUACAUGCGAAUCAGUAUAAAGCCGACCAUGGUCUAUCAUUAUAACAUUGAUUUCAAUUUCAAAGAUGAUGAAGAACGUGUCGCAAUCAAUGCUAAUAAUGAACGGAAGCAAAAAUAUUUUGCUAAUAAUGCUUUAGAAUUGGUUACUCGAUUUAUUGAAAUAAACGAUGAAAAAAUGAGACAAUUAAAUGAAUUUGUCUAUGAUAUUGGAAAGAAUAUCUACACUACUAAAGAAAUAGAUUUAAACGAAUUGACCAAGAAUUUCGAAGCUAAUAUUGGUGGUCAAAGAAAACGAUUUGUUGCCAAAAUUGUCAAUGUACAAAAAAUUGAUUUAACACAAAUUGUGGACUUUUAUGAAGGCCGUACAUCGGAAGCACCACAAGUGAUCAUACAUUUUCUUGAAUUAUUAAUACAAAAUGUAUCCUUGUCAAAAUUUCAUCCUCAUCGACGUAAUUUAUUCGAUAUUGAAUCCGGUGUUAUCCGUAGCCCAAAAAAUUUUGUUAAAUUUGUACAAGGUUUUAGUACGGCCGUACAUUUAACCGAAAUGGGACCAUCGUUGAAUCUACAUCUAAAAACAUCAUGUAUGAUUUCAUUGGAAGCUGAUACAUUAUUACAAUUAGUGGCCAUGAUUUCCGAAGGUCGUGAUCCGCAACAUUUAAAUCCAAAUGAAAUUGAAAAUAUUAGCAAAAUUAUUCGUGGAUUAGCAGUGAAUACUGAUUAUACUGGCCGUAAACAAAAAUAUAUAGUGAAAGCGUUUGCAGCACGACGACCACAUGAAGUAACAUUUAUGAUGAAAAAGAAUGGCACUGAUGAAGAAACACCCAUUUCUGUUCAUGAUUAUUUUCUCACGAAAUAUAGAAUAUCAGUGAAAGAUUAUCCGGUCGUUCAAAUGUGUGGUAAACGUGAUACAGUCAUUCCAUUGGAACUAAUUUAUUUGGUAGAGAAACAAUUUUUGAACAAUUCAAAAAUCGAUUCCAUCAUACAGAAUGAAUUAUUACGUACGGCCACUCAUAAACCAUUGAUUUAUUUCAAUCAUUUAUCACGAUUUACACAAGAAAUUGUCAAAAGUAAUCCGGAACGAAUGGCUCAAUUUGGUACUGAUCUUUCACCAAAACCUGUUCGCUUUUGUGGCCGUGUUUUGGAUGAACCACGUGUACGUGGUGGCAACCGUAAUGAACGUUUUGCAUCGGCUUCUGUAGCUAGAUGGGCAUUCUUUAGCUUUGACGAGAAAUUCGGUGAACGCGAUGUGGAUAGUAUUGUAUUAGAAUUGAAACAAACAGGUAAUCGUUUUGGUAUGAAUUUAUCGAAUUGCAUUGAAAAACAAGUGGUGCCAAUCGAUAAUCGAAGUCUGGAUGUGGUAAAAAAUGUUUUUGCAAACAUUUUGAAAAAAUUGCCCAAUCUUAACUUGUUGUUUGUAGCAUUGCCUCACAUUCCAUUCUUGUACAAUGCUGUCAAACAUUUUGGUGAUCAAAAAUUCGGUAUUGUCACACAAUGUUUGUCCGUAAUGAAGGCUAAACGACGUAAUCGUGGUUAUAUUGAGAAUCUUUUGCUUAAAGUUAAUGGAAAACUUAAUGGUCAAAAUAGCUUUAUUGAACGCCAAGAUCUUCAAUCGUUAUCAAUUGACCAUACUAAAACUAUGGCCAUUGGUGUUGAUGUUAAUCAUCCGAGUUACACGGAAAAAGUCCAAAGUUCAAUUGCUUGUGCAAUUGGAAGCUAUGACCAUGAAUUCACCCGUUAUUCGGCCAGUGUACGUGUUCAAAAACGUGAAAAAGAAGAAAUGAUCUAUGUACUUGAAGAAAUGGUUGAUGAAUUGUUGGAUGAAUAUGAAAAGCGUAACAAAUAUUUACCGGAGAAUUUUGUCAUUUUUCGUGAUGGUGUUUCCGAUGGACAAUUUAAAUAUGCUGAAAAUGAAAUCAAUCAAAUUCGUACAGCUAUACGACGACGAACAAAAACUGGCAAAUUGGUGUAUAUUGUCACACAGAAAGGUCAUCAAACUCGAUUCGUAUUGCAAAAUCCAAGCGGUUCGGCUGAUCGUCCGGUAUAUAAUGUACCACCAGGUACUGUUGUCGAUCAUACAAUUACCGAUCCAACCAAAUGUAUGUUCUUCAUGAAUUCACAUUUCUCAUCAUUGGGAACAUCACGUCCAAUGAAAUACGUCGUGUUACAUAAUGAUUAUGAACGACGAAAAAUGAACAUGGAUGAUUUGGAGAAACUUUGUUUCUAUCUAUGUCAUAAUUGUACUCGUUUUCGUGGACCAAUUGCAAUGCCCGUUCCGGUUCGUUAUGCUGAUCUUUGUGCUUAUCGUUCAAAAUUGCAUUUGGAAGCACAACAUGCUAGUAAAAAUAUACCGGCCGAAAGUCAAGAAGAAUUUGAACGUCAUGUCAUUUCACAAUUGAAUAAAUUGGUGAAAUUGAAUGAUAAGAUCAAAAAUUCACUUUUCUAUUGUUAAACAAACAUAUAUGUAUGAUUCACAUCUAACAAAAACAAAAAAAAUCUACAAUACACGAUUAUCAUCUUUAUAAUUAUCA
Dermatophagoides farinae (American house dust mite) is the source of this 3621-nucleotide messenger RNA. RefSeq names its product protein argonaute-2. Gene Ontology annotation, molecular function: RNA binding; protein binding. The record is from RefSeq and is a predicted model, not a curated record. NCBI's taxonomy places the organism in Eukaryota, Metazoa, Arthropoda, Arachnida, Sarcoptiformes, Pyroglyphidae.